AUGGCUGCCAGGCCUGGCGAAGAUCUAGUAGCAACACUUUUCGCAGAUAUCCAUUAUUACUACGGGCCACCUACAGCCAAACCGCCUCACCACCGGUUCGACAAAGGCUCCUAUGUUUACCUCUUCGAGAUUGCAGCACAGAGGAGAGCGCGCUUAGAGAUUGCGAACAAUGCGGGGACUCCUGAUCAAGAUGCUGUCAAUGGAUACUUGGAUGGAGCCCAUAUCCACUAUUCCUACAGACAUCCUUCUUUGCUCACACUAACUGUCAAUGGGCAAAAUGGGCAGCGGAACAGCUCUAUACCAGUCGAUACUCAGGAGUGGCACCUGCCCACUUUCGAUCCUCGGAACGAGAACAAGUACAUGUAUCGACUUCACACCGUUGAUAUCUACUUUUGGACCAAGGAGGAUGCUGUACAAUUCCUGAAUGGGGCCCGAAGGGUCUUGCCUCAAGAGCAGCUUACCAUUUCAGACGAGCCAACUACGCCACCUUCUCAUGCAGAUGACAUGAGUCCAGUUGUUCAACAAUUGGAAAACGUGGCCAUCACAGAUCCUUCUUACCAGCAUGGCCGUACCAGGGAUUCUCGAAAUGCAUCUACUUCGUUUCCAGCGCCUCCAUUCUCUCCCGUGCCACAGAACCAAGAAGCCAAUAGGCUUUCGGCAUCGAGUUCUACUCCGCAGACAGCACCGCAAAAUCAAGAAACACCCGCCUUUGCACCCUUGGCAUACAAUCCGGCAGCACCAGCCGCUCCUGAAGCUAUCAAACACCGAGAAAAGACACCACCUCCUGAAGAUGGAGAUGCUAACCCACUCGUGGCUGCCGCAGCAUCGGACCAGGGUCAAACGUAUGGCGUUCCGUAUCAGUUCCCAGGGGGUGGAUUCUCGGGACCUCCUGGAUUCUCGGGACCCCCUAUAUUCUCAGGACCACCGGCUCAACCACCGACGCCACAAAGCUACUUUGCGGGGCCCCCAGUACAAAGUGUGGGGAUUCCCCCAAGUCAAUCACAGCCGCUUCAAUCUCCAUACGCUGUACACUUCCAAAACACAUUUGCACCACCCCCAACUACCCCUAUCAACCCUCCCCCUGGGCCACCAGCCUACCAAGCACAAGCAACAACUCAAUUCCCAGCUACUCAAUUCGCGAACUAUCCCACCUCUCCAGGAAUUCCCCCUCCCGGAAUCUACUCUCCGAUGUCUCCUACACAACCUGCACCAGGCGCCUAUAACCCGAAUAUGCCCCCACCCGGAGGAUUUUCGCAAUAUAAUUAUAAUCCCAACUUAAGUGGGAUGAAACCGUUGAUGACUGAUUAUUCCAUUCAUCAGCAGCUGUACCGGCCAACGGAGGGCGAAUCGGCAAUCAAAAACAAGCCGACGAAGCCUCCGGCAGGAAAGUUAGAAGCUAAGGCAGGGCAGCUGGAGAAGGGCGUCUCGGGAUUCUUGAAGAAGUUGGAGAAGAGGAUUGGAUAA
Messenger RNA from Amorphotheca resinae ATCC 22711, 1464 nucleotides. RefSeq lists its product as hypothetical. NCBI's taxonomy places the organism in Eukaryota, Fungi, Ascomycota, Leotiomycetes, Helotiales, Amorphothecaceae. Bases 1 to 1464 code for a protein of 487 amino acids. The record is from RefSeq and is a predicted model, not a curated record. The transcript is spliced from 3 exons.